AUGGCUCAGGACCCUCGCGCUCUGCUGCAAAAGGCAGACAAGACGCUCUCGAGCGCCGGCGGCGGCUUCAGCUUCUUCGGCGGCCGGGAGGAAAAGUACCAGAAUGCCGCGGACCUGUACAUGCAGGCAGCCAACGCCUUUAAGAUGCAGAAGCUCAACCGUGAAGCAGGCCAGGCCUUUGAAAAAGCGGCCCAAGUACAGACCACCAACCUCAAGGAGCCCGACGAUGCCGCAAACACCCUCGUCGACGCCUUCAAGGCCUACCGCAAGGACGAUCCCGAGGCCGCCGUCCGCUGCCUCGAGGUCGCCGUCACGCAGUACUGCUCCAAGGGCAACUUCCGCCGCGCGGCGGGCCACAAGGAGGCGCUCGGCGAGCUAUUCGAGACGGAGCUCGGCGACUCGAAGCGCGCUCUCGAGAGCUACGAGGCUGCGGCGGGGUGGUACGAGGGCGACAACGCAGCUGCUCUCGCCAACAAGCUCUGGCUCAAGGUAGCAGACGUGGCCUCCCUCGAGGGCGACUACUACAAGGCCAUUGAAAACUACGAAAAGGUGGCCGCCGUCUCCAUCAACAACAACCUGAUGAAGUACAGCGUAAAGGACUACUUCCUCCGCGCCGGCAUCUGCCACCUCGCGACGGGCGACAUGGUGGCCGCCCGCCGCGCCGUCGAAAAGUACGCCGACAUGGACCCCGGGUUCGCCAACCAGCGCGAGUCCAUGCUGCUCAACGACCUGCUCGCCGCCGUCGAGGGCGGCAACCAGGAGGAGUUUACGGAUAAGCUGUUCCAGUACGAUCAGGUUAGCAAGCUCGACAAGUGGAAGACGACGAUGCUCGUGCGGGUGAAGAAUGCGAUUGAGGAGCCCGAGGAUGAGUUUGCCUAA
This is a messenger RNA of Colletotrichum abscissum, 879 nucleotides long. Its product is annotated as alpha-soluble NSF attachment protein. The record is from RefSeq and is a predicted model, not a curated record. Gene Ontology annotation, cellular component: SNARE complex; vacuolar membrane. The coding region runs from base 1 to 879 and encodes 292 amino acids. Lineage: Eukaryota; Fungi; Ascomycota; Sordariomycetes; Glomerellales; Glomerellaceae. The transcript is spliced from 4 exons. Gene Ontology annotation, molecular function: soluble NSF attachment protein activity; syntaxin binding. Gene Ontology annotation, biological process: intracellular protein transport; SNARE complex disassembly.